AGGUGCCGAGAGGGGUACCUGACGAUCAGUUCGCGUAGCAUAGUAUAGCGGCUAAAUAGACCGUUCGGCUCUCCGGGUCGCUGCAGCGGUGAACGAUGACGGCAUGAGCAGCAAGGACGACAGGCGCAGUUUCGAUGCCUCUUGUCAAUAAGUUGAGGUUGUGCGAUGGGCUUCCAUGGUCACCAGUAGGGUAGUGGUUGGUUUCGGGUCGACGUAGUUGUAACAAUGAAUGAACAUGAAGUGUUGUUCUGUCUCAAAGGAGGUUCGACCGAGGUAAAGUUGUACGUCAACAUCGCUCUGUCAUGGCAUCGGCAGGAUACUGUCUUGACAACAACAACUAAAGAAGAAAUAUGUGUGACUCUGUUAUCUGCUGCAGGAGUUAAUCCGAGGUCCAGACGAACACGAGCGGGCCCAAAUAAGGUGGCGAUUCCCCUGGCUGCAAGCUGCCCUUUCACGUCGACAAUACAAGGUUUCGAGGUUGUGCUCAUCUUCGAGCAAACGAGCCAUGAUCCCAUUGCGGUGGUCUCCCACAUGCGUGCAGAGGCAAAUAUAGCAGCUGCACAUCCUCAAGGAUUCGGAGAUGCUGGCUUAGAAGGUGAAGCGUACCGAAAGUCAGCCAUGAAGGUCUUCGGGGCAUCUGCGGUGGGCGAUAGACUCCCGUCUUUUAUCUCUCCAUAAUUGCGUGUCAUAUCAUACGGAGAUUAGACCAAUCGUAACACCGUUACGGUGU
Molecule: messenger RNA, 730 nt
Organism: Baudoinia panamericana UAMH 10762
Lineage: Eukaryota; Fungi; Ascomycota; Dothideomycetes; Mycosphaerellales; Teratosphaeriaceae
Exons: 1
Coding region: 226-678 (150 amino acids)
Source: RefSeq, a predicted model, not a curated record